Messenger RNA from Bacidia gigantensis, 1029 nucleotides. RefSeq lists its product as uncharacterized. The transcript is spliced from 3 exons. The record is from RefSeq and is a predicted model, not a curated record. Lineage: Eukaryota; Fungi; Ascomycota; Lecanoromycetes; Lecanorales; Ramalinaceae. The coding region runs from base 1 to 1029 and encodes 342 amino acids.
AUGAACCAAUUGCCUCUCGACCCCAUCCGAGAACAGCUUCGAGCAUCCAUGCUGUCACGAUUGAGUCAAAUAAGUCGUCAGAUAUCUCGUCCGCUUCCAAGUCUUGCGCAAUCGCCCACAUCAACCCUCGCUUCCCCUACCGCGUUUGGGAUCAUGACGUCGCCUGAAGCAAAGAGCAAAAGGAUGAUACAUACCGCAGGAUGCAUUAUCAUUGGAGAUGAGGUUCUAGGUGGAAAGACUACAGACACAAACUCUUCAUACUUUGCCAAAUAUUGUUUCAGCCUAGGCAUGAACUUGAAAAGGAUAGAGGUGAUCGGGGAUGAUGAGCAAGAAAUAAUAGAAGCAACGAGACGGAUGAGUGAUCACUAUGAUUUCGUCGUCACGAGUGGUGGAAUAGGCCCAACACACGACGAUAUAACCUACCAGUCAAUUGCCAAUGCCUACGGUCUGAAGCUCACUGAGCAUCAAGAUACUCUGGAACGAAUGAGAAGGCUAUCAAAGCCGCAUCGAUCGCAGCCGAACUUUUCGUGGGACGAACCAUCUCCUGCAUUGGAAGCAAAGAAGCGGAUGGUCAGACUACCAAUCGAUACUACAAGAAGCGAAGAGGGUCAAGUGCAUUUCGUCGACGAUGAAUUAUGGGUACCAAUCAGCGUAGUAAAUGGCAAUGUUCACAUUCUGCCAGGUGUUCCAAGGCUGUUCACACAGCUGCUAGACGGCCUAAAGCCAUUCUUGGUCCCCAGAUUGACAGAUCCAGAGGGCAAAGGCGUAUAUCGAAUGAUCGUCUCAACACCAAUGGCUGAAAGUGCAGUGGCGCCAUAUUUGACAGAGCUGGCUGCAAAGGUUGAACCGAAAGGAAUCAAAGUCGGCUCAUAUCCAAGAUGGGGAAAGAAGAGGAAUUCCGUCACGCUUGUAGGCAGGGAUAAGGAGCUUAUGGAAAGCUUGAUUCCUGAGGUCGAGAAGAAUGUUCAAGGAAUACGAGUUGAGGAUGAAGCUGACGCCGAUAAAAGCGACGACGAGCCAGAGACUUGA